GGGACAUUCCACAUGCCGCUGAAAUCAAAACGAGAAACCAUACAUUAUUAUACAAAUUACAACAAAAAAAAAACAUAACAGUAUAUAAGGAUAAAGAAAUUUUGGUAUAUGGAACAGCAGAUGAUACAAUAAUAAGAACUGACACAAAUUGGUGUAAAUAUAAGUCUAUAAAUAACACUAUACAACCGCGCUUUGAAAUCUGGAAGAUAUUUGCAACUGCAUACAUAGAUACAUAUGUAUGUACGUAUACGGAGCAGCACGAGUUGACGCGAAAUACAUUGUAGGUUGAACAUUUGUCCGUAUGCAGACAAUGGAUGGCAAUUACAAAAAAAAAUAAAUAAAACAAAUUUUAUUCGCAAAAGUGCAACAACGUAAACAAAUUCAUAAAGCAACCAAUGACACAUAGUUUCAGCGAAAUCGUCAUAAAUAAGUAGCGCCUAAGAGGGAAGAUUUACUAAAACAAAUUUUUAUAUUUUUUUGUACACGAACAAUUUUUUAAUUUAGUUUCCGAGAAUCAACAAACUAAACCCAUAACAAAUGUAGGUGUAUUAGUAAGCUGCAGACUACUGCCACUAUAGCGGUUAUUCGCCACAGUGACAAUUGAAAUUGUGGGCGCAAAGCAGAGCACAACAUCGUAGGUGGGUGUAUGCCGCGUUAAUGAGUUUGUGGCAUGUUAGAGACGAACAGUAUGAAUGCUGGUGACGCGUGUAAUCACAAUGUGUUGACGAUGGCGACGACGUAGUUGAUGGCGCACAGUUUGAUUGCGGAUUUCGCGUGUUCAGUAGUUGCAGAAACAUGCCUUUGAGCUAACACAGCAAAUAUAGUGAAGUGAUAGACAAGUUAGGCAAAUAUUGUUUUAAUGUGUAAAACAAGUGGAGACGACAAGAAAAAUCAAAUAUUAAGAUAAAAAAAAUACGCAUUGUAAAUACAAAUAUUCAGAAAGCAGACAAAAAAAUAAUUAUUUUUUAUUUUCAUACAAUCGGAAAAACUGUUUCUUUCUUUUCAUUUUGUUGAGCUCUUUUAAAGAUAUUGCUUGUGCAAAAAAAUAAUUUGUAUAAAAAUUUAUUUCGUUUUGAAAACAUAUUAUUUCACACUACUACUUAACUACAAUUAAAUAAAAAUAAAUUAUUAUACCAAUAAAUAUUAAAUAAAAUGCGCAUUGCAUUCGGCAACAGUUUUAGUUACAUUUCUUUGCUGCUGUUAAAUUUUUUAUUGCUCUCCAGCAGCGAGGCGCAGCGCACCGUCGGCGCACGCGGCGUGUUGCGUAGAAACUACACGGGAAAAAAGCCAGUUGUCAUACAACAUCGCUCACAGGAUGCCGUCAAUUAUUACGAUCAUGAAAAUGGCGCCAAAAUAAUAAAAUCAUCACAUUUUGAAUUGGAUUAUACGUUGGGAAGAAAAAUCACAUUCUUCUGCAUGGCUCAGGGCAACCCGCGGCCCACAAUCACUUGGUUCAAAGAUGGCGCCGAAUUGUAUCAGCAUCGAUUUUUUCAGGUGCACGAGUCACACAUUGAUGCGGAUAUAAUCAAAUCGAAAAUGGAAAUCGAUCCAACCACACAAAUGGAUGCAGGCUACUAUGAAUGUCAAGCGGAUAAUAUUUAUGCAAUCGAUAGACGCGGCUUUCGCACCGAUUACGUUAUGAUCAACUUUUAGUACAUAAUAUUUCUAAAUACAAUAAUUUUGUGUGAAUUGAUUUUUUCUAGAAAAUGUAUACGAAUAAUUAUUGCACGUAAUAAAAAAAAAAGAAAUAAGUACUCACAGCCAA
Molecule: messenger RNA, 1765 nt
Organism: Bactrocera oleae (olive fruit fly)
Lineage: Eukaryota; Metazoa; Arthropoda; Insecta; Diptera; Tephritidae
Source: RefSeq, a predicted model, not a curated record